AUGACUUCAAGCAACCGAUUUGAUCCUAAUCAACCAAAACAUUGGCAUGAAUGCGCCGAACACUUCGAUGAUGACUCCGAAGACGAAUUUGAUGAUGUAGACAAUGAUCCCGAAGAUCCAGAAAUAUCUUCUGCUCUACAAGGUAGUUCUGACGAAUCAAACGAUGAUGAUGUAAUUGAAAAGGAUUUGGGUGAUGAAUCCGAUAUAAGUUACGUCGAAACUGAAUGUUUCUGCGAUGAGGAGCCGCCUAGACGUCGAGCUAAACGUGAACAACUAGUGGAACAACCAACAGCCAAAAUAUUUACGGUACGAUCUGGACGACAAUGA
Molecule: messenger RNA, 327 nt
Organism: Rotaria sp. Silwood2
Lineage: Eukaryota; Metazoa; Rotifera; Eurotatoria; Philodinida; Philodinidae
Source: the annotation of a GenBank genome assembly